Messenger RNA from Hordeum vulgare subsp. vulgare (domesticated barley), 795 nucleotides. RefSeq names its product NADH dehydrogenase [ubiquinone] 1 alpha subcomplex subunit 6. Lineage: Eukaryota; Viridiplantae; Streptophyta; Magnoliopsida; Poales; Poaceae. The coding region runs from base 154 to 546 and encodes 130 amino acids. Gene Ontology annotation, biological process: response to oxidative stress. The record is from RefSeq and is a predicted model, not a curated record. The transcript has 2 exons.
GACGGCCCGCUAUCGGCAGGAGAACAUUUUGCCAAGCGGAGAGCACCGAGCUACCUCUCAUCUCACCACCACCACCACCACCACCUGAGGACGGGCGGCGAGCGAGAGGGCGGCGGCCGGCGAUAGGCGGCGAAGCGGGGCCAGGGCGAAGAGAUGGCGUUCACGAUGCGCGCGGUGAAGGUUCCGCCGAACUCGGCGUCGAUGGGGGAGGCGCGGCACCGCGUGUUCGACUUCUUCAGGCAGGCCUGCCGCGCCAUCCCCUCCAUCAUGGAGAUCUACAACCUCGACGACGUCGUGACCCCCGCCCAGCUCCGCGCCAGCAUCUCCCAGCAGAUCAGGAAGAACCAGGGCGUCUCCGACCCCAAGGUCAUUGAUAUGCUUCUCUUCAACGGGAUGGAGGAGCUGAACAACAUUACCGAGCACGCAAAGCAGCGCCACCACAUCAUUGGGCAAUAUGUGGUGGGCCACAAGGGGCUGGUGCAGGACCUGGAAAAGGACCAAGGGAGCUCCGAGUUCCUGAAGAAAUUCUACACCAGCAAUUACUAGAAUACGAGUCGGCCACAAAAAUUUCCAGCCUUCCUGUAGAAGUGCCCUUGACAUGUACUCUGAAUAAGAUGCUGAGAAACACAUCCGGCCCAAUUUAUUUUGGUACUCGUGGUUUUGCUUUGUUCGAACUUGAUUCGAUUACUCGGUCAUCUCUACUCAAUGAGAUGGUGUCUGCCAGGGAAACGGUCGUAACUCCAUAGACUCUGCUUCCCAAGCUGACGUUGAAGGAUGGAUGUCUUCCAGAGGCAA